GUCAACCUUUCUGUAACGAAUCAUGAACGGAUCGUUAUUGAUGAAUAUUCAUUUCUCCAUCCUCGUCGUGCUGUGCCGUUAUCCCGGCACAGCGUCGGCUACCAUCGACGUUAAUUUGAACGAGUUAGAAUAUUUAGCUGCCCGGCUGGAUCCGUUCGAGUGUCGCAGAUUGAUAACGGCCCUUCAUUACCACAGCUAUGAACUACCGAACAAUUUACCCGAGGCUGAGAGGAACGUGGACGAUGACGUGCCCUGUUUCCGUCACCUGCUGCAUUGGAACGGUUCCCCGGCCGAAGGGAAAGGCAACAGUCAUGAAGCAUUAACGCAUAGGCUGCGUCAGAUAAAUCGCAAUGACCUGGCCGACUGGCUGGGCAGGUCGGCGUUCAAGCAACUGGGCAACGACUUAAACAGAGCAGUGGAAGCAGGAUCGUUCGGCGAACUCGGGAAACGGGAGACGGAUCCACCGUAAUCCAUUUAAUUAUCUCGUCACGUGCUACGAAUGGUUACUUCAUUAAUUGAUUGAGAUCAGUCGUCUGGUGGUGACUUUGGAAUCGAGAACUUCGAAGGAGGAGGAGGAGGAUCCCUGGUGGCAGGCAAACGUCGUACUUCUAGCUGUUUUAGUCGGGCUGAUAGGAAGUUUAAUCGCAAUCGUCUGUGCAGCUGUUUUCUAUAAAAUUCGACAGAGUCUUCGCGAGAGGAUGUACAAGUAUGUCGAGGCAGAAAUCGAUAGAUUAAUAGCUAUUAUGUUAUCUCCGUGUUUAUCAGAAAUUACAUCGGUGUACACGGUCGUAAUCGUUUGAUUAACAAACUGAUUAAUGACAGAGAAGUAAGGCAACGAGAGGAGGAGGAGGAGGUUGACGAAUAUUCUAAGGGACACCGUGCAGAGACUACAGAAUACGAUACGGAUUUCGAAUAGAUAAAUAGUUCGGGGGACCUCCUAAUUAAUAGAUUCUAACUG
Ceratina calcarata is the source of this 958-nucleotide messenger RNA. RefSeq lists its product as uncharacterized. The coding region runs from base 23 to 469 and encodes 148 amino acids. The record is from RefSeq and is a predicted model, not a curated record. NCBI's taxonomy places the organism in Eukaryota, Metazoa, Arthropoda, Insecta, Hymenoptera, Apidae. The transcript has 2 exons.